Molecule: messenger RNA, 1807 nt
Organism: Trematomus bernacchii (emerald rockcod)
Lineage: Eukaryota; Metazoa; Chordata; Actinopteri; Perciformes; Nototheniidae
Product: PRA1 family protein 3-like
Exons: 3
Coding region: 114-689 (191 amino acids)
Biological process (GO): negative regulation of transport
Cellular component (GO): membrane
Source: RefSeq, a predicted model, not a curated record
CGAGCGAGAGUACGGCUUGUUGUUAAGACGGUGAUCAGCUGGCCUGUCAAAAAUAUUACGCAGCUAGCUCCUGUGGGUAGGUUCUUGUAGUCGCUUCACUACACGUUGAAGACAUGGCAGCCAAAAUGGAGCUUGCACCCCUCAGACAGUGGGAUGAUUUCUACCCCGGGAUGGACCGGUUCGCCAAACCCGAGUUUGGAGAUUUAACGAAGUGGAACAACAGAGUGAUCAGUAAUCUGAUGUACUACCAGACCAAUUAUUUCGCGGCGGCUGUGGUGGUUUUCCUCAUUGUAGGGUUCCUGAACCCAUUUGGCAUGUUUCUGGGAGGAGCUGUGGUGGCUCUGGUCUUCAUGGGCUCAGUGUGGGCCGGAGAGAACCAGGUCAUGGUGAAGAACUUCAAGAAGAAGAACCCCUCGGUGUUUGUCGUCUGUGUAAUGGUCACCAGCUACUUCCUGCUGUCGCUGUGUGGAGGCGUCCUGGUCUUCAUGUUUGGCAUCACCUUCCCCUUGCUGUUAAUUCUGAUCCAUGCCUCUCUGAGACUGCGCAACAUGAAGAACAAAAUGGAGAACAAGAUUGAGGGUGUUGGGCUGAAGAAGACCCCCAUGGGCAUCAUCAUGGAUCUCCUGGAUCAGCAGGAGGAGAAAAUGAACAAGAUUCAGGAUUUCCUUGAAAGCAAAAUGAAAGAUUAAGGCUAUAGUCAAACGUGUGCCAAGGGGAGUCGGUAUCAUACAGCAUGGAUUAAAACCUCCUUAGCAUAGUCCCAUGUGUGGAGUUUUUUUUUACCCUGUAAACAUGUCAUGUUACUGAUGUUGGCAUUCCCAUAUUUUAUAUCCAUUUUGGUUUACUUAAUUCUCUUAUACUUUACUCACAGAUAGAUGGUAACAUGAUUUGCACAAUCACAGCGUGGAUUGGAUGUUGAAAGACAAUGGGCACCAAAAAAAAGUUACCAAAGGUCAUUAAUUUGUAAAAGAAAUGUUCCUAAAACACAUCAUUAUCCUUGUCCACAACGCACUUUGUUCCACGUGACGACUGACUUGAAGCAGAAUGUCUGAACACAAUGUCUAGUGUCAAUUGUGUUUGUUUAAAAAAAUAAUCAGAUGCUUGCAGUUUGCAAGCAUGUUUGAUUCACCCAGUGAACUGUUAAAUGCUUAUUAAACAGCAAUAACUCCCAUUGUGUCACUCCAGGAGCUGAAUACUGAUAUGAGACCUGUUUGUAGACAGAAUUAUGUGGUCAUGGAAGUUUAAAUAUUCCUAAUCUCAAAAGAUGUGUGUACACACUUCUUGACCUUGCAGGCUGGCCUGAGUGUUCUGAUCAAAGCUAUGCAAUAUUGAAAAAUGAAUGGCAAGUGCAGCUUUAUUGUUUGACUAUUAUGUCAUGAUAUGUACAUGUAUGUUGUUUCUGAUGUGUCUUUAUUUCCAUGAUAUGGCAUGCGGAAAUAUAUAAAAUGGCUACAGGAUACGAUCAUAUUAAAUUAAUUAAAUUGCCCUAUUUUCCCCAUUUCCUGUUAGGAUUAAAACCAUGUUCGUUUUGAAAAACGAAAUUCAGUGUGUCAUCUGUAAUCUGUUAAGUGUUUGUUUUAUACCGAAAGUAUGAGCAGUUUCCUGUUGCUUUUAUACAUAUGCAGAUUAACUGUUUGUUUGUGCUACUUUCACAGAUGGCAGUUCAGGAAGAUUGUUACACGGAUGCUAAAUUAUAUAUUUUCUGUUUUUAUGCAACUGUUUCAUUCUUGACUGAUGAUUAAUUCACAGAACUUGACUUAAAACAUGGCAGUCCUAUAGAGAAAUAAAGAUGACCUGAUUUAUGUUG